AUGGCAACCAACUCCUCCCGCGGCAACCCGAUCGGCGCCCGCGACGGCCCCAAGACCUCCACCGGCGCAGAGGUGCCCCCGAUCGGGGAGGACACGAAGCAAGACCUCGCCGAGACCUCCACCACCGAGGCCACCGGCGAGCACGUCCCCGGUCAGGAUCCCACUGUCGAGGCUGGAACGACAGAAGAGGGGGCUGCUGCUGAUGCUGCUGUUCCUGCUGAAGCUGCUGCGGAGGAGGGUGAGCAGGAGGAGACGAAGAGCAAGAAGAAGCAUUGA
Molecule: messenger RNA, 276 nt
Organism: Podospora pseudocomata
Lineage: Eukaryota; Fungi; Ascomycota; Sordariomycetes; Sordariales; Podosporaceae
Gene: VAS1
Product: valine--tRNA ligase
Exons: 1
Coding region: 1-276 (91 amino acids)
Source: RefSeq, a predicted model, not a curated record